Messenger RNA from Vanessa tameamea, 1227 nucleotides. Its product is annotated as odorant receptor 4-like. Gene Ontology annotation, cellular component: plasma membrane. NCBI's taxonomy places the organism in Eukaryota, Metazoa, Arthropoda, Insecta, Lepidoptera, Nymphalidae. Gene Ontology annotation, biological process: sensory perception of smell; detection of chemical stimulus involved in sensory perception of smell. The record is from RefSeq and is a predicted model, not a curated record. The transcript is spliced from 9 exons. The coding region runs from base 1 to 1227 and encodes 408 amino acids. Gene Ontology annotation, molecular function: odorant binding; olfactory receptor activity.
AUGUCAAGCAAAGACAAAGUUAUGGCGAAACAGGAAAUUCAUAAAACUUUAAAACUGUGUAACUUUUGCACAAGAAAAAUAGGAAUUUCUUUUACCGAUGAACAACCGAAAGAUUUAAUUAGUAAAAUAUGGACAUAUAUGUGGUUUCUGGGAUCUGCGUUAAUAUUAUUUUUAAAGUUAGCCGGUCAAGUGGACUACGCUGUGACGAAGCUCGUCAAUUCAGCAUCAGUCGUCGAAUUCGUUGCAGGCUUACAUAUUAUUGGCUACGACACCAUGAGUUUCGGUAAGAUGUUGACGAUGUGGUACAAAAGGAAUAUAUUUCGAAACCUUCUCAAUGAACUCGCCGACCUGUGGCCGACAUUGGACCGCGACAAAGAUUCUAUUGACAUCAAACGAAAGAAACUUUCUAGACUUCAAAUCGGUCAAUUCUGGUAUGCCUUUUGGAAUAUAUUAGGAGUAUGGCUAUACAACUUGACUCCAAUAGUGAUUUACGUCUACCGCAAGAUUCAAGGCACACCUGCUAAUUUAGGCUACAUCUGGCACUUAUCGUAUCCCUUUGAUAAGACUCAACCCGUAUACCACGAACUUGCUUUUGUCUUUGAAACGUUUGGAGGCGUUGUGUCAGUAUGGUCAAUGCUCGGUUCAGAUAUUCUAUUCAUGACGAUGGCGAGUCACAUUAGCAUGUUGCUGCGGCUUUUGCAGUUAAAGAUCCGACGCUUGGGUACACAAAAUGGCGGCACUAUUAAUCAGUUUAAACAUGGCGAUCAUUAUCAAGAAAUUAUAUCUGUUAUUAAAACACACCAGAGACUUAUAAUGUACGGAAAUGAUUUGGAAGACGCAUUCUCAAUUGUCAAUCUAAUCAACGUUCUUUUGAGCUCCGUGAACAUUUGCUGUGUUGUUUUCAAUAUACUUCUAGAUCCAUGGAUGGCAAUGAGUAAUAAGUUCUUCUUGGGCGCUGCUUUAACUCAAGUUGGUAUUCUGUGUUGGUAUGCUGAUGACAUUUUUACAUCAAGCUCAGGCGUAGCAGACGCGGUGUACAAUAGCGGAUGGUAUAACAGUGACAUCCAAUGCCAGCGAGCAUUGCUAGUCAUGAUACAAAGAUCCCAGAAACCUUUAUAUUUUACAGCACUUAAAUUCAGCUCCAUCACCAUGUCAACCUACAGUUCGAUUCUCAUUAACUCUUAUUCCUACUUCACAUUAUUAUACACCGUAUACAUAAGUGACUAA